Talaromyces stipitatus ATCC 10500 is the source of this 1760-nucleotide messenger RNA. RefSeq lists its product as uncharacterized. The coding region runs from base 84 to 1469 and encodes 461 amino acids. The record is from RefSeq and is a predicted model, not a curated record. NCBI's taxonomy places the organism in Eukaryota, Fungi, Ascomycota, Eurotiomycetes, Eurotiales, Trichocomaceae. The transcript is spliced from 4 exons.
AGAUAUCAACUGAGUAAACUUUGUAUCAAGCAUAUCAUUAUCUUGAUAUCUGUCAUUGUCUGUUAUCAGUGAUCUUCUCGAACAUGGCUGCCACGAAUGUCAUGACUGCUCCUGCCCUUCCUGACCCCCCCAUCAUGAACGAGACGCCCGAAACGUACCACUAUGUUCCUCAAGAUCUUUCAUCCAAGAUUCCUCAAACAGCCUCAUUAGAAGUUUCACAAGAAAUCCCUCAAGAGGAACAGUCACAAGAAUCUUCUCAUGUGGUAGAACCAGAAAUUCCUGAGACUAUCCAAGAGUUGCCCAAAGAAGUUGCUCAAGAACUUUCUACUGAAGAAGUCAAAGUGACUCGACAGAAACCUUCAACCAGAGAAGGAAAACCUAUCAUUCCCGUCAAAGAUGACCUGCCACCCUCCGAGCGCGUCACUUUUGAUCCAGCUAAACAUAUCAAGUUCACACCUCCUUCAAAAGUAUGGACGAUGCAAGAGCUCGACUACGCCGAAGGCCAAGGUAUCUCUCCCGUAGGUGUGUCAGAGCCGUUCCCUCUCUUCAGCGAGGAAGCAGUCAAGCAGAUGCGAGCGGAAAUUCUUAGCGAAAAGGUUUGGGACAAGUACAAAUACUCCAGUAACCUUUCCCAAUGCCAGCUGCGUGGAUAUGCUCCAGAAUGCGCUCCGUUUAUUUAUGACGCGUGGAAGAGUCCUGAAGUCCUGGAGAUCAUCUCCAAGAUUGCCGGCAUUGACCUGGUCCCCGUCAUGGACUGGGAAAUUGCUCACAUUAACAUUGCUGUAAAGAGUGAGGAAGAGAAAGCCAAGGAGCUGGAGAUCGUACAUCGCAAUGCUGACGAGGGGGUUGCUGACUGUGCGUUGGAGGAAGAUGAUCAACCAGUCGUCGACUGGCACACUGACAGUUAUCCUUUUGUCUGCGUGACCAUGCUCUCUGACUGCACCACUAUGGUUGGCGGAGAAACCAUGUUGCGGAAGGGUAACGGCGGUACUGUCAAAGUUCGCGGUCCUCAAAUGGGCUCUGCUGUCAUUCUUCAAGGUCGCUAUAUCGAGCAUCAAGCUCUUCGUGCCUUGGGCGCCGCCGAACGUAUUACUUCCGUGACCUCCUUCCGUCCCCGAUCAGCCGCCGUCAAGGACGACACUGUCCUCACCACAGUGCGCGGCAUCUCCGACCUCAAAGAACUCUACCACCAAUACGCCGAAUACCGUUUUGAGAUUUUGCAAGAUCGUUUCCAGGCCAUGGGUCGCAAAUUGAGGGAUCGCAAGCGGGCAAGUCGACCAUUUGAUACAGCUGCAACAAAGAGAUUUAUUCGGGAGCAGAUUGAGUUCCUUGAAGCUAUGGACCGGGAGAUGGUAAGCGACGAAUUGGUGCAAAAGGGAUAUAUUGGUGAUGGUCAUCUGGUUUCUGAAGAAACUCGACAAACUGCCAAGAGGAGAGGUCUUUACGUUGAGGAGACUGUUGCCGCGUAGGGGAUCAAUCCGCUUAUGAAAAUUUGAUAAAUUUCCUUUGUGGUUCUGGAUACAAUCGUUUUGCAUGAAGUCGUACUUUUCAGAUAGCUUGGUUUAAUUGGUUGCUUGGGAUCUUUUUCAUUUCGCUUGGGGUUUCUCUGACAUAUGAUUGUCGCUUGGAGUGAUAUAAGUCGCUCUCGGCUGAUGUUUGUUCGUAUCUAUUUUGAAGCGUUUUUGUCUAUAUUUUUCGAUUCGGGAGACUUCGAUUUCUGCUUCAAUAAGACUGCGUUGGUGUUUGUCGCUGAUUGAAAU